ACAGGUCCUGAAACGCGGCGUGCGCCACCGUGGACGCUGGGCGCGGGCAGCUUGUAUCUCUGUGUAGUUAAAGAAGCCUGUUUAUGUACAUAUUUACACCCAAACUGUAGGCGUUAUUCUGGCGCGAGCGCGGAGAAAACAAACUACCUUUUUGAAUUUUGGACAGGACUGUUUCCUCUUUUUUUUUUGUUUGUGUGCAGCGCGAAGAAAUGAGCCUCCAAACUCACACACAUAAACCGGGAGUCCAGUAGCUAUUACGUCUGUGCAGUGCGUCCUGGUCAACACACAGAGAGAGCGGGAGAGAGGGGGAGAGAGGGAGAGAGAGUGACCAAGAGCUGCCUCUCGUUCACACCAACAGGAUAACAACUCUUUAACAUCAGCAUCAGCAGCUUUUACUCGAACCAGAGAGUGUUGGUUUUUAUUUUUCCUGCUGCAUCGUUUUCUGUAUUUUCUCCGUCUUUUCUGUUUUUUUGUUGUUGUUGUUUUUUUGUUUUGGCACGGUGGAUAUGAGACUUCAAGAUGUGAGCACUCAUGCGCUCUCACUCGCUUUAUUGAUGGGAGAUUACCAAGUGUUAAUGUGAAAGCAACCGCCGAGGACGAUUUGUGACAGGAAGACAUGUGCAGCAAAUAACCUGGAAGAAAAAAUAACCGUGGAUCUGUAAAGAUUAUUUUUUAUUUUUUCGAGCUAUUUUUGUUUUAUUUUUGUAUUUUGAAAUAUUUUAACAGACUGAAAGGAGAAAGUUCAGCCCCCCCUCCUCCCCCCCGCGCAUCGGUGAAGUCGCAGUUCAGGGGUCACGGCCAGCGGACCGAGAAGCAAAGAAAAAAAAGGGGGGGUUGGAGAGGCUACUUUGUUUGCGCUCCAUCAUUUUUUUGCCAAAGUUUUCAGCCGUUUUCUUUGGACUCAGGCGACUCGGUGUAGACGAGCAGCUGGAGGAAUGAGCACCACUGCUGUCGUUUCCCUCCUCUGGUUUUGGAGACGCCAGAACAGACCCGGUGUGGUGUCCCGUCCCCAUGAGGAGGGAGCCCGUCUCUGAUUCAUAUUUUUGACGCCAUUUCUUUCUUCCCUUCCAACCUUAAAAAAAAACUCCCAAUUACUAUACUUUUAAUAUAUUUUGUAUGAGUUGGAGUCAAAGUACAAGUUGACUUAACAAGUAAUAAAAUCCCCCCUUUAAAUAAAUUUAAAGAAAUCCUCUCUUUGAAGGGAACUGAUACCCCCUAUUUCCUUUAAUUGGAGGUCACAGUCUGUCAGUAAAGUGGCCGACUGAAGCGGGGUUGGGGGGGGGGGCCGUCCUGUGGCAUUUUUUAAGACUCCUCAUAUCGUAUCGGGGCCCUGCAGCCCUAUACCGUACCGAUGGAGAUUCACUGUAAGCACGACCCGUUUGCUGCAAUGCACAGACAUGGCGGGGUGAACCAGCUUGGAGGUGUGUUUGUAAACGGCAGGCCCCUCCCAGAUGUAGUGCGACAGCGAAUAGUAGAACUUGCCCACCAAGGGGUUCGGCCCUGCGACAUCUCACGCCAGCUACGAGUCAGCCAUGGAUGUGUCAGCAAGAUACUGGGCAGGUACUAUGAAACGGGCAGUAUCCGCCCCGGGGUAAUCGGGGGAUCCAAACCAAAGGUUGCUACUCCCAAAGUGGUCGACAAGAUCGCAGAUUACAAACGCCAAAACCCCACCAUGUUUGCCUGGGAGAUCCGGGACAGGCUCCUGGCAGAGAGAGUGUGUGACAACGACAGCGUCCCGAGUGUCAGCUCCAUCAACAGGAUCAUUCGGACAAAGGUUCAGCAGCCGCCUGGCCAAACAGGCUCAGUGUCGGCUCACAACUUAGCAACGUCCGUGGCUGCCACACAAGUAUCAGCAGUGACCAGCGACUCAGCCGGCUCCUCGUACUCCAUCAGUGGCAUUCUGGGAAUCAGCUCAGCUGCUGACGUUGGCAAGAGGAAGAGGGACGAAGGUCUGCAGGAGUCACCGCUGGCCAACGGGCACGGCCACAGUGGGCGGGACUUCCUCAGGAAGCAGAUGAGAGGGGAGCUGUUCUCACCGCAGCAGAUCGAGGUAUUGGACCGCCUGUUUGACAGGCAGCCACCCUGUCCAAUCCAAUCCACCUCUGACCUCUAUGUGAGCCCUGACUCUGGCAAGACGUCAGAUUAUUCGGCCAUGGCCUCACUCACCGGUGGACUGGACGAGAUGAAGAACAGUUUGGCCAAUCCUGGUACAGGGGCGGAGUUAGGAGCCAGCGUGUCGGGUCCACAGUCCUAUUCACUCGUUCCAGGUCGAGACCUAGCCAGCACCACUCUGCCAGGCUACCCUCCUCAUGUUCCUCCCACUGGACAGGGCAGCUACUCCACCCCCUCCCUCACUGGCAUGGUACCUGGGGGAGAUUUUUCCGGAAGUCCAUAUUCUCAUCCCCAGUAUUCCACGUACAAUGAAUCGUGGAGAUUUCCUAACCCCAGUUUAUUAGUCUUUCAGCAGGAUUAUGGGUCUCUCCUGGGGACGGAAAUCGGCUGCUCCUCCAGUCUCUUCACCAGCCAGGCAGGACAGAUGCAAGGGUCACCGUACUACUACAGUGCAACAUCACGGGGGACGGGCCCUGCUGCCACUGCGACAGCCUCCGCCUACGACCGCCACUGACCCCACUGAGAGGAGAGGAGGAUGAGAAGAAGGAGAUGAGGGAGGGAGGGACGGAUAGCACCAGCACCACUCAGUACAAACCUGCCUACGCAUGGACGACAAUGGGGAUGAAGAUUUCAAAUUUUUGACGUCAGUGAAGUUUGAAUUUUCUUUGAUUGCCAACAAACGCACUGCUGGGCUGCAACACAGACAAACUGUAUGGGUUUUACAUUACUGUGAGGACACAGGCAUGGCGGUGUCAAUAACUGACAUAUUCAGAAGAUUUUGUAAGCAAGUACAAAAUUGGACCCUCCCAUAACAUCUGAAGGCUUGGUAUCUCUAACUUGUUUUUAAAUCUACAGUAAGUCUGUGGAGCAGUGAAACUGUAUUGUGAUCUUCUGGGUAAAAUGUUAUGUUUUCAGGUUGGGAAUAUUUUUGAUGAAAUUAUUUGAGUUGAUUAGAGCAAAAUCACUUUUUCAAACGGUCCUUUUAUGCCCCGACAUCAAUCAAUUUUCUAUGCCAUGCUACGGUGAAGUAAAGACAAUCCAAUUCUCAUAACUUUAAAUGACCAAAAUCACCCCUAUCAUUACCAUUCCAGAGUCUCGUGCUGUAGAUUCAACGCAUUUCCCCUGGGAUCACAAUGCUCACUAAAUGGGAUACACUACCUUUCAAUGGGAGUGUUCAGUUUCACAACUGACCGUUCGCUAAGCCCCACCACCAUUAGUUACUGUCGCUAUGCCUGGCAAGCUUUCCGUUCUCACUAGCACAUAUGCAGUUAACAAUGGUAACAGUGGCAGAUUUACCAAUCCUAGUGAUUUUUGAAACAAUGGAUUCUUGAUUUCAAAUAGAAGUAGACAAAAGCAGCUUCUCACUUCUAUCAGGAAGCCAUCAAUUUUGCUGAAAUAUCAACUGUCGCUGGCAGAUUUGAUCAGCUGUAGCUAUCAUAACAUGUUUGUAUUUUUAUAAGCUUAAUCAGUUGGUUAAUGAUGUGCUAUUGGACUUGCAAGUAACACUUGGUUACUAAUUUGCCAGACAUGCUAAUGUUUGUAGCAUUUGUUAGAGCAAAUAAACACAUCGGUCAGUUUAACUAAUAUAAAACUACGGUGGUUUUCAUUGAGUCUGCAGCUACAAUCUGUGUGCAUUCAGCACCUGAUUUACAAAGGCAGCAGUUCAUCACACAGUCAGCUCCUGGACUGCGUCUCAUAUUGAACCUCCAGACGCACUCCGGUGAAGGCGAGCUCAUAGAUGCAGUUCAGAGGUGGGACUGCAUUUGUCACAACUAAGCACAGAAAAGAAACGUUAACACAGCAGUCUUAAUUACGAAAUAUUCACAUUGGACAACUCCACCUGAGAGAAAAUGUUACUCAGAAUAUUGCUUAUAAAAUCAUCUAAUCGAAUUUGUAGCAUAUAUCUAAUGAUUUUGAGGAGGCAAUAAACACGUUCAUGGCAAAAAGGAGAUAAAGUGAGAGAGAGAGAGAGAGAGACAGAAAGACAGAGAGAGAGAGACUGGAUGUUAAUGCUAAGGUUAAAUGACUCCCCCUUUCAAACCCGUUCAAUGUUGAGUAUCACUCUUACUACAGCCCCAUGCACACUGCUUCAGCAUGUGGAGAAGUCAAAAGCUUGACAGGCGUGCCGUGCUGAGUUAUGGUUACCAAGCUAUGAUAAUCGCUGUUCGAGGGUGGGCUUUAGCAAACGGUCAGUUUCAGUGGUUGUAGCCAGAUCCCAGCGUGUUCCCCCAAUAAGAAAAACUGUAUCCUAACAUCCACACUUCACAUUCAAAGUGGUCUGAAUGCCACUGACUGACGGACAGGCCUUUCAGUAAAAGCACAGCCUAAAAUCUGAGCCCUCUACUGUAAAACAAACAGUGUACAUGUUCACAUCAGACCAAAAUCCACCAGGGAGUGUUAUUGUACAGGAAGGUGCUAUCCUACCUCCCCAGCCAAGAUUUAGUCCUGAUCAAGAGCUAUUUAUAAUGGAGGAGACACAGAGUAAUAUAUUAAGAAGCUUUUCUGCGCUGCACUCCGUGAUGAGAGUGAAUGCCUGUAAUGAUUUAUAAUAUGUGUCACGCUGUUGUGCUAGAAUAGUGAUGAUGAUGAUGAUGACGAUGCAGUGAAAUAUGAAAUCUUAAAAACUUUCAAUACGAAAAAGAAGUCUUUGUUUAUAAAUAUGAUCCGAUUGCGAUUUUCCUGUUUAUAGUUUGUUGCCUGGUAUUAGUUGACACAGGUGCCGCUGAAUAAGACGCCAUUUUUAUCCGCUUCCUGAAUAUUGAAAAGAAGAUCCAGGAAGUAGUGGCACCCUCUCUUUCUCUCUCUCUCUCUCUCUCUUUCGCUCUCUUUCGCUCUCUUUCUAUUUCUCUCUUUAAACUCCCCAAAGAUGGGCCCCCCCUAGUGGAUCGGCUGACUAACUACAAAAGCACAAAGAGACUCAAUCAUCAUUUAAAGGCGCCAUUUUACUUUCUGACUUCCUUUCAGAUCCAUUCAGUACUUCUUAUUCUUCUCCCCCUUUUGAAUGCUUGUCCUUGUGCUGUUUGACAUCCUGAAAUUGUUUCUAUAAAAGCAUUGCUUUCGUGAAAAAACAAGUGAAACUGUUUUCUUUUUUUUUCUUUUUGUUUGUCUCCUACAUAAGUUCUGCGCUGUGACAAUGUAUGACACCAGGGUCGAGGCCUUACCCAUCAUGUACAGACAGAGUAGGACAGAUGUGCCCUUGAGCGCUGAUCUGAAAUCAGUGUGUUAUCCCUCUCAAAUGUUUAAGGGCCCGCGGUGUUGAUCUUGCGAGGGGGCAGUAUCUUCCUAAACCUGUACGUAGCUUCCUGUCUCACUUCUGUCAAUACACGAUUUGUACAGUAAUCAGUGAACGAGAAGAGAAGUCACAAUGUCAAUAACAAGUUCAAUUAUUCACAUUUGAAUUUAGAUUUUAGUGUUGAAGCUUUUUUACGAUAAAAAGACUAGGAGGUGUGUGGUGUUGUUUUAGCCAUCGUUUUUUCAUAUCUUUUGUUUAUUUGUUUGUUUGUUCUGGGUAUGUGUGGCUGACCGUAGCGCUUCAUUGCUACUGUGUAGUCUACAGUGUAAAUCUGCAGCGUGAGACAUAAAAAUAUAGAUAUAUAAACAUAUACCUAUAAACACUGAACAAAGCUGUUAGUUUCUCAAUCUUUGUUGUUUCUGGGUUUUGAAAUAGUGAUAGAGUGGAUCCUUUUACAUUUGUAGACCUUAAAAGUUGUGUGUACACAACUCUAAAGAAGAUUCUUAUGACGGCUCACCCGCUGUGCUGCCAGCGUGCAACGCAGCAGGAGUCUUUCCUUAUUUCUGUCUUUCUCUCUUGAUCUUUCUGAGGCAUUAUUGAACCUGAACCACACCAGCUGAAAACAAGGACAGUGCCUUUAGUUUUAUAUGUCAAACCCCCCCCCGACUGACCAUGCAUCACUAAAACAAGAUUCAGUGUCCCUCCCUGCAACUCCUUAAACAAAACUCUGCCUAUCUGCCCAUGCGAACACAGGGUUGUAGAUUAUAUAAAGCCUUCCACAAAUAAGUCAGAAAUUUCAAUACCAACUUCAGAUAAUAAUUUACAUACUGUACCAACGGUAACAUUGCACCUCUUAUAACAGAACCUAGCCCUGAUCCAGAACAGAAGAAUAUGUCCUAGAGCUUGGACAUUUGAGUCACAGAUUCACUUACAAAAUGACUGACCGGGAUAAUGUUGAAAAUACAAACUCAUCUGAUGGAAAAUCCUCUUAGGAAUCUACAAGCACUGUCAUGCGGUCAUGUAAUGUAAAUGUGUCAUGCAAAAUGAACGGUUGUUCAUUCAGUGCUGCCACUAGUGGUUUGUAGAUGUAUAAAUGAGAUUGCACUUUUAAUCGCUAGAAUCGAAGUCGAUGAGCGAGGAAGGUGUUAUAUUAAUGUUUGAAAUCUCAAAUAUAAUGUUAAAUAGAAUAAUCCUUUCUGUGAUGGAAUAAAUAAUGUUUUUAGCAGUGCAACUAUUUAAUGGAUUGGAAUGAAAUUUAGUACAGAUAUUCAUGGUUGCCAGAAAAUAUAUCCUAAUGACUUUGUGAUCCCCUGAUUUUUUGCUUUAGUGCUACGAUGAAUUUGACAUGGUGGUUUUGUGUAAAAUGACUCCACAACUUUGCCAUGAAUCUUGCGCCACUGUCAGGUCAAACAUUUAAGUCUGUCUAAGAUGGUGAACAUGGUAAACAUUAUAUCUGCUAAACAUAGGCAUGUAAGAAUUACCAUUGUAAGUAAGUUAGCAUUAAGCCCAAUGCAGUACAGAGUCACUGAUCCAUUAGCAUUUCCUACCAUCCACUGAGUUCAUAUUUUCAACAUUCUUCCACAGCAAAUUUGAUGAGCAGAUCUCUGACUGAUAUGUGAUGAAGUGAAGGGCCGUGAUACGUUAUAAACAGCCCUGGAUCAGAGCUAAACAGGACCCACUGGCUUGACCAUGAGUGAACACUGAAAAAAGGCACAAAAUAUACACAAAAAAAGCCAAGUAAGCGAUAGACAGAUUACAAGUCUGUAUAUUAAUAUUGCUUUUUUAUUCAACUAGAGCGUUUUGUAAAUGAAUUACACCCUACACAAACACACACACACACACACACACACACACACACACACACACACAACUGUAAACAUGAAGAAAUAUUGAUUGAAAAUCAUUCUCCUUGAGGAGGUAAAUCCAGUCAUGUCUCCACCAAACCGGCCAAAAUUCAGCACCCGUGUGUAGCCAAGAAUCCGGUGACACAUUAACAGGAUUAUUUGUUAACUAUGCAUCUCAUAGUGAUAAAGCUUGCCUUGCCAUUGCUUUGACCUAAUUGGUUCACAUGGGGAGAGAAUGGGUUCUCAUUGGCCCGCAGUCAUUUCGAUUGGCAGCCAUGACAUUGACUGCAGCGAUGAGGGGGGACUGUCAUUGUGGGUGGUACUGUAGGAAGCACGGCGGGCAGAGGCCACACACACACACAUAACUAUAAGUACAGAGACACACUCUCUCCCUCCCUUUGUCCUUUGCGGAGUGGUGAUCGCCCCUCCUCUCAUGCCCCUGUGUUCCCCAGGGAAGGCCAAACCUGCUGUGCCAUCAGAAGCUCAUCCCGUCUUUUUUCUCCCCCUCCCUCAGCCCUAAUCUCAUCAUAUCUCGUGCGCUCGUCCCCCCCCUCCUCCUCUCCUUCCCUCCUGUAGCACUGCCACACCAUCAGGAUUAGGAAUAUUAAAACUAUUCUGUUGAUUUCAGGCCCGUGACCUUCCUCAAAAAGUCCUCCCUCUUUCUUCAGACAGCCCUAUUAAUCCUUUUUUCCCUCUCCUUUCUUACUUUUCUUUCUGACUAUUCAGACGUGAUGCUCACUGUCCUGUCAGAAAUUCUGCAUAGGAAUGAACCAGUGGUGUUUUGUGCCAAAGCGAGGUCAUUUCAAUGGCAAUAUUGCUGCCGGUAUCUUUAUUUGGCUACGGAUAUUCUGUGAGCUCAUAUCACAUAUUCUGUUUUCUCUUCGUGUAUCUAUAGAGAAUUUAAAACACAAAGAAACACUAGAACAAUAAUGUUUCAUUUCCAGCUUUGCUACAGUUUACUGUCCAUGAAAAUACAAUUGCAUCCUGAAUUUUUUUCUCCCAGCUUCGAAUCAAAUAGGAAACUGAAAUAAAUGCAAAUUAGUUUUUUUUUUUUAUUAUUAUGAUUUCUCACCGAGUGUGCACCACCUGACUGUAUCUCAAUAUGAAUCCAUGAAGAUGGCUACUGCCUUCGUAAAACCUGAGGGGAUUUCAGCAUCACAUCUUGACAGCAAUUAGUGGCACAAUCUGUUUCAUGCUUGCUGAUAUAACUAGGCUCUGGACAGAUCUCAUACUGAAGUGUUACAAUGUUCUGUACAUCUUAAUAUUAUUCAACUGUGGAAGAGGAGAAAUACACAGGACUCAGCCUACAAAAAUCAACUGUGCUUUUUAAGCAGAUGUUUCAAUCAAAAAAAAAAAAUAGAUAACAUGAUUUUUCACCUUACUGUGGCCUUUCGUGUAACAAUCUGGAGUUUUUUUGUGUCCAUGGCUUCCUAUCUGGGGUGUUAAAGAGAUAUUUAUAUCUGUAAUGUUUUGGUAAAAAAAAAAGAACAAACAAAAGACAGAAAGAAAUACAUCAGAAUGCAAAGACAGAUGCAAAGAUGAAAUUAGGUUUGAACAAUUCAGCUUGCUCUAUUCUUCGAAAUCAAAACGCGACAAAAAGAAAACAUAUCUGUAACAUUCACCAAAGCCUGUGAUGCCUGUUUUAAAUGAUAGAUUCUUGUACAAAAAACAUAUAAAAUAGCAGAAAAGACUUACAGAUACAAACACAAAAUGAAGAUAAGAAAUGCCUUCAAAUAUUCUGGAGGGGAGGAUUUAAAAAAAGUAAAAAGAAAUGCUUCUUUAAGAAAAUGUGUAUGUUUUUUAUUCGAUUUUCUAGUAGUUGCAAACAAAACUUGGUGUUUUUUCUCUUUGUGUGUUGUGUGUUGUCUUAAUAUUUGAAUGUAUUUUACUGCAGUGCGAAUUUGCCAAAGAUAUCAUAUCACUUGAUUUCUCUCCUUUAUUUUUUUGUUUUCUUUUUGUUCCUGAAUUGUGACCAAUUUUGUUCAGAAAACUGGAAAUAAAUGGUGAAUUUGAUAUUAUGCUUAUUUUUCAUAUUUCUAUUGUUAAUGUUAUUGUUAUUUUAUUUGCUGGGUUUGAGUUUACUGUGAAAUAUUAAAUUGCAGUUUGCUUGAUGCAUCUCUUCAUACUCAGUCUGUGUACCUGUCCAUCCGUCCACCUGAGUGACUGUUGUUGGUGAAUUAUUCCAUUUAUGUACCUGUAAUGUGAAGCUAAGAAGUAAUUAUUUGUAAAUAUUUGCCAUAAUUUUAUUGGUCCUUCAGAAUAAAAAAUAAUUUUUUGGAA
Messenger RNA from Dicentrarchus labrax (European seabass), 9468 nucleotides. It is a transcript of the gene pax5, whose product is annotated as paired box 5. Gene Ontology annotation, biological process: regulation of transcription by RNA polymerase II; anatomical structure development. Gene Ontology annotation, molecular function: RNA polymerase II cis-regulatory region sequence-specific DNA binding; DNA-binding transcription factor activity, RNA polymerase II-specific. NCBI's taxonomy places the organism in Eukaryota, Metazoa, Chordata, Actinopteri, Moronidae. The record is from RefSeq and is a predicted model, not a curated record. The coding region runs from base 1352 to 2626 and encodes 424 amino acids. The transcript has 11 exons.